GCCCGCCGCCCGCCGCCCGCCGCCCGCCGCCCGCCCGCCCUCCUCAGCGCCCGAGCCGCGGUCCGAGCUGCCGCCGCGCGUCGGCCAUGCCCCGCUACGAGCUGGCCUUGAUCCUGAAAGUCAUGCAGCGGGGUUGGUACAGUAGGCUUCACUAGACUUAGCUGCAACUCAGAGUCUCUCCUCCCGCACCCGAGCAAAUGCUGACGGUCUUGUGAGAGUGGAUUAAGAGUACGCGCUAAGUUCUCAAUCCCCAUUACGAAGCGGAGGACAAUUAAACUGUCUCCUGCCACGUUUAUCACACCACCACCAUCAAGACAGCAAACCAAAGGACAAAGACUGGCCUGCCUGUGGCCCUGUAGUCCAGGUCACGUUCCGUUUUCGGCCCUGGCUGGGCCUCUAAUGAGUAAAUAAAAGGCGGACGCUUCUGUUACUGGACACCGUGGUUCCCAAAGUUCCCAAAAUGAGGGCCGUGUUGGAGACGGCAGACAUUGCCAUCGUGGCCCUGUACUUUGUCCUGGUCCUGUGCAUUGGUUUCUUUGCCAUGUGGAAGUCUAAUAGGAGCACCGUGAGUGGGUACUUCCUGGCGGGGCGCUCCAUGACCUGGGUAGCGAUCGGGGCCUCUCUGUUUGUGAGCAACAUUGGGAGUGAGCACUUCAUUGGGCUGGCGGGAUCUGGAGCUGCCAGCGGAUUUGCAGUCGGUGCCUGGGAAUUCAAUGCCUUACUGCUGUUGCAACUGCUGGGCUGGGUUUUCGUCCCGAUUUACAUCCGGUCGGGGGUGUACACCAUGCCGGAGUACCUGUCCAAGCGUUUCGGUGGCCAUAGGAUUCAGGUCUAUUUCGCAGCCUUGUCUCUGAUCCUCUAUAUCUUCACCAAGCUCUCCGUGGACCUGUACUCCGGCGCCCUCUUCAUCCAGGAGUCUCUGGGCUGGAACCUGUAUGUGUCCGUCAUCCUGCUCAUCGGCAUGACCGCCUUGCUGACCGUCACCGGAGGCCUGGUCGCGGUCAUCUACACAGACACACUGCAGGCGCUGCUCAUGAUCGUUGGCGCGCUCACACUCAUGGUCAUCAGCAUGGUGGAGGUUGGCGGGUUUGAGGAAGUUAAGCGAAGGUACAUGCUGGCCUCACCCAACGUCACUUCCAUCUUGCUGACCUACAACCUUUCCAACACCAAUUCCUGUAAAGUCCAGCCUAAGAAAAACGCCCUGAAAAUGUUGCGGGGUCCGACGGACGAAGACGUGCCUUGGCCUGGAUUCCUCCUCGGGCAGACCCCGGCCUCCGUGUGGUACUGGUGCGCCGACCAGGUCAUCGUGCAGAGGGUGCUGGCCGCCAAGAACAUCGCGCACGCCAAAGGCUCCACGCUGAUGGCCGGCUUCCUCAAGCUGCUGCCCAUGUUCAUCAUCGUGGUCCCCGGCAUGAUUUCCAGGAUACUGUUUGCUGACGACAUAGCUUGCAUCAACCCGGAGCACUGCAUGCAGGUGUGCGGGAGCAGGGCCGGCUGCUCCAACAUCGCGUACCCGCGCCUGGUGAUGAAGCUGGUCCCCGUGGGCCUCCGCGGCCUGAUGAUGGCGGUGAUGAUCGCAGCUCUGAUGAGCGACUUGGACUCCAUCUUUAACAGCGCCAGCACCAUCUUCACCCUGGACGUGUACAAGCUCGUCCGCAAGAACGCCAGCUCCCGGGAGCUGAUGAUCGUGGGCAGGGUCUUCGUGGCUUUCAUGGUGGCCAUCAGCAUCGCCUGGGUGCCCAUCAUCGUGGAGAUGCAAGGCGGCCAAAUGUACCUGUACAUCCAGGAGGUGGCCGAUUACCUGACUCCCCCCGUGGCGGCCCUGUUCCUUCUGGCCAUCUUCUGGAAGCGCUGCAACGAGCAAGGGGCUUUCUACGGCGGAGUGGCUGGCUUUGUCCUCGGGGCGGUGCGCUUAAUCCUGGCCUUCACCUACCGGGCCCCGGAGUGCGACCAGCCCGACAACAGGCCGGGCUUCAUCAAGGACAUUCACUACAUGUACGUGGCCACGGCGCUGUUCUGGGUCACUGGACUCAUUACUGUGAUUGUCAGCCUUCUCACGGCACCUCCCACGAAGGAGCAGAUCCGUACCACCACCUUCUGGUCGAAGAAGAGCGUGGUGGCGGAGGAGAGCUGCUCCCCGAAGGACGAGCCUUACAAAAUGCAGGAGAAGAGCAUCCUGCGGUGCAGUGAGAACAGUGAGCCCAGUGAGCACGUCAUUCCCAACGGGAAGUCGGAAGAUAGCAUUAAGGGCCUUCAGCAGGAAGAUGUCAAUCUCCUGGGGACCUGCAGAGAGGAGGGCCCCCCCGUGGCUUCCUUAGGCCACUCAGAGGCAGAAACCCCAGUGGAUGCUUACUCCAACGGGCAGGCCGCUCUCAUGGGGGAAAAGGAGAGAAAGAAAGAAGCAGAGGAUGCAGGUCGCUGCUGCAAGUUAAUAGAUUGGUUCUGUGGCUUUAAAAGUAAGAGCCUCAGCAAGAGGAGCCUCAGAGACCUGAUGGAGGAGGAGGCCGUCUGUUUACAGAUGUUGGAAGAGCCUCCACAUAUUAAGCUAAUACUGAACAUUGGGCUUUUUGCUGUGUGUUCACUUGGAAUUUUCAUGUUUGUUUAUUUUUCCUUAUGAACUUUUAAGGAUAUGGUGAGACAGUAACUUAAGAAAAUACUGGUCUUUGGGGGGAUAAAAAAACAACUUACGUAACUGUUGCAUCUUUCAGGCAUUGUUUACGCUGUAGGUUUUAGCCAAUUUUUACUUAGCAGAACAUCAUCUAUUUGCAAGACUUUAUUUCUCCAGAGACGGAUGAAAGUAAAUUUUCAACCUAAAUGAAGCAAAGCUUGUUUAAUAGACUGAAUUGUGCAAAUGUGGUUUAAAGUUUUUCAUACCAAAGUAAGACCAAUUAUUCUCACAGAGCAAGUAGAGCAGAUACAAGCCGUCACAAGAAAGUGAACUGACUGCACUGCCAGGUCCUGGUAGGUCUUAACCGGAAGAGGACUUGCUCAUUUCCCAGUUUCUCCUGUCUCUGUAACCCCUACCACCAGUUUUUAAAAAGCUGCACUUGUAGACAUUGUAUAAUCAAUGAUGUACUGGAAAUCUAACCCCUGUGCUAGUGAGGUACUUGUUUCAGGACAAGCCAGUCAGUUGCCAGGUUCAUUUGGUUAGCAGGAGCCUAUGGAUUCUGAUUGCCAGAAGGAAGGAAGAGGAUCUUUCUGUGGCUGUUCUGGUACCACCGGUACUUGCAGUGCUGGGGGAAAGUUUGUUCAGUUUCUUUUCCCCACUUCGAAUUUUAGUGAACCAUACUCAGAGGACCACCACGUUUGUCUGCAAAUGAAGUUCUAUGUCAUUAUUGCAUUUUUAAGUGGUUAUGGGGGAAGAUGAAGUAAACGUUGCUGAUGACCUCCCCAUUCGUUGGCCAAGUUCAGGUGGUUCCUAUUGUUGGGAAUUGUGCAGCCCCUGAGCAGUGUUUGAUCAGCGUGUGCUAAGCAGGCGAUUGCUUGUACUCCACUACUUCUCUAGGUGUGUUCUUGGCAUUCGGUGACAUUCUUUCCUAGCCAGAUGCCUUCCCAAGUAGAUCCAGGUGGAAGUUAUGUUCAGAAACCGGAAGAAAAGUGGACACUGCCUUUGUGCGGGUUGUCCCGCUUGAUCAGAUCACUGAGACUGUCUAGAGGGAAAAUUUAAUUCUGAGAUCAUACUGGAUUCUUGAUAAGUGUUUUUCUUGAUACACCUUUUCAAAAGACUUACCAUCCGUACCCGCCCUAUACAUUUUUGCUUAAAAAGUUAAGUGACUUAGAGCAUAGAAGAUGUUUGAAUGCAAACUGGCCAUGAGGGACAGGACACUCGGUGCAUGCUUUGCCGUAGGUAGUUUAUCAGUAGAGUCCUCACAGGAUGGACAGCAUGUGUGCGUGCUGUGGGCAGGAGCUCCUGGUUUCGUAGCAUGUCUCCCGGAGGGUCACAGGACCUGUGUGAUCACAGACCCUUUCUCUGGACUCGGCCUGGCUCACCGCUGCAGCCUCCGUAGGUGGGACUCGGCCUGGCUCACCGCUGCAGCCCCCGUAGGUGGGACUCGGCCUGGCUCACCGCUGCAACCCCCAUAGGUGGGACUUGGCCUGGCGGGCUGAUGGCCCCCGGGGACAAGGUGAGGGAGGUGUCGGAGGGGCUCUGCAGGCUCUGGGUCUUUGUCUGUCAGCACCGUGCCCGCCCUGCUCCGUGACAGGAAGGACACUGCCCGUGUAUCUUCUUUCUUUGACCUUUCUGUACUCUCUGGCACUUUUUAAAUCGCAUGGUUUUAUUAAGCUUAUAUUUAGGCAAAUUAUUACUUUUUAAGGUACUUUUGUAGGUUUUGAAUCAAAACUCAGUCCUAAUGACAUUAACUAUUUUGUAUUCUGUAAACCAGUUGCAUUAAUGAUGGGCUUGAUUAGUCCAAAGUUGACUUAGAAAUGAUCGGGAAGCUCAGUGUCUUCCCACCACCGGAGGCUUUCUGAUGGACUGAGGCUGUAGCCGAGAAAGUACAGUACUUCUCUGUGAAUAGCAUGGUUGUUGAGAGCUUACAGUGCCUUGUAGAAUUUUUUCUCGAUUUCAUUCCUAAGGUUUAUAAGUUGGGGGCCAAAUAAAUAGGGACCAUCCUCUUCUGGUCUGGAGGCUGAGGCCGUGAUGUCCAAGGUUAUUGCCACCUCCACUGGAAGAACAGACAGCCAGGUGUCCAGCUCUGGACUCGUGGUUUGUUCAUGGCUCGUCCUUUUCUCAAAGGAAGUUCCUCCUCUGAGAUAGCCUUCUGCAUCUGAGAAAUGGUAGGAUCUUGGACUUUUCACAAUGCUGCUCAGUUGAGGAAUUAGCACUUUCUUUGACUCCAUUGCUGGUAGCUCAGCAGCGAGGACCGCCGUACUGGCUGGCAGCCUUCUCACCCUUCGCACUCACAGCAUAAGUGAGUAGGUGGUGUUUGUGUAGACUCCCCCUUUAUUUUAUGUCGAGCCCUCACUUUGGAUUGUCAGGGUUCCCCUGCCUCCUCUGUUGUCUUAGUAUAAUAGUGCAAUGCAUCAUCUGUGUCUCUUCGUGUGUGUGUAGCAGUAGGUCAAGUUUAGAGUAGAAAGCCUGCACAUAGGAAUGACUAUUAGCAUACCGUUAGGGUUGUUUGUUCUUUGCAGUGUAAACACCACUUUGUUUAGACUGAAGGCCCUGCUGCUUCCCAGCAGUAGAUAAGGUGCUUGUUUGAAGGAUGCAGAUUGCUGAGGGCAGCUUCAUUCAGGGGUCAUAUCUCAGUCUAAGUUCAUUAGAAUGUUGUUCAUGGAAUGACACGUGGUCUGUCUUAAGCUAGUGAAAAUGUUCACCCUUCACACUAAAUGAGUCCUAAAUGGUAUUGAUCUCUCUAUAUAGACAUGUAUAUAUUUUUAUAUUGGCUCAAGCUAAGGUUCAGAAUUGACUGUGAGGAAUAGUGACUAAGAUAGUUGCGAGUCAAAAUGAGGAGGGCACCGGUCUUCAAAGGGGAGGAGAGCUAUGCGGCCCCAGGGCUUGAUUUGUCCUUUAGGCCGUCUUAGUCUCAAGGUCUGAUGAGAGAGCUCCUUACUCUGGUUUGCAGAAUAAUGGGACCUCUGAUUCCUCUGGUCACCUGAGAGCGUUUUGUCCUGCCAGCCGAGGUGUAAGCAGCUUUAGAAACGAACACCCAGCCCGUUUCCCGGCUCCUCUUUCCUGUGCGGUCAUCCCGCCGUCUCUACGGAGAGGCAGGAGCUCAGCGCUGUGUCCUGGGUCGGAUCCCAGCUCCCAGCUCCAACACGUCCUGCUCCCUGGCUCCGAGGGCCAUUGUCUGCGCUGAGAGGAGAGGGCCGCUCCGGCGGUGAGCAGGGACCCAGCACCUUGUGGAAAGGCUGGUAACAGCUCUAGCCUGAGGCGGAGGGGAGGGGAAGCUGCAGUGUGUCCUGGCUGUGGGGGCCAGGUCCCCGCUGUUCCAGGCACUCCAUUGCUCCUUCCCUCUUCUGGGUGUGGGGAUCUCCACCCCCACCCCGGAUUAACAUUUGAUGUAGGUGAUGAGUUAGUCUCAUUUUGACCACCCUGCAGAAUGGCUGUAUUACCAGCCAUUGAAAGAGCAGGCCGUCAGUGUUCCCGCUGGGAGUAUCCGCUUACCGCUGUCCUAUCCGUUACUCCUCUCUGCAUCGCCAUCCGAGAUGCGGCGACUGGGAAGGACCACAUGGCACUGGCAGUGACAUCUCACCAUGCCCAGGCUUGGGUUGAGAGGUGUAGCCAGACCAUUCCUGUCAAUCAUGUGACUAGGAGACUUGCCAGGACAGAACCCUCCGGAGGAGUCAGGAGAACCUCAGAGCGGAGCUGAGAAGCACCUGGAGGUGCCGUUCGCAGGGCGGUGAGGACAGACAUGAGCUUCUGAGCGGGUAGGAUCACAGUCCUGAUUCUCAGCAUCUUGACUCUCAGCCAUUUUACCCCUCCCCGUACAGCUUAGGGCCCCAGUAAGUAAGAUGCAGCCUGUUCAGCCCGCUUUGAUGUUAUUUGUUGAAAAUGUGUUUAUUAACAUAGUUGAGGUUAAAAUGACUAACAUUUGAAUGGUUUUAGGCUUCAGUAUUCAUAAGGUUUCUUAUUCGCCAAGUGUUAAUGUUUAAUCAUUUCAGUGUUGAAGACUUGACUAGUAAGGGUCCAUUUCUGUUUGCGAGAAUCCCCAUCCACCCUCCAAAGAGAGACUCACCCACCCUCCAGAGAGACACCCACCCACCCUCCAGAGAGACUGGUCUCCUCCCUGAUUUCUCCUCCUUCAGAUGCUUUAAUUCUUCCCCUAGGCUUGGCCUUUUGUCCUCUUAGUUCAUUUCCAGGAUGAUUGCUAUGGUGUGCAAAAGCGCUGCUCUUAAGUGUGAAAACUUGUAUCCAAGUAAUGAUUCAUUAACUAUAGAUGUGUCUAAAAAUAUCACAUUUCUAUUAGCUUAACCUGUUAAUUCUUAAGAAUGAUUUUCUCAGAGUUCGUGUUCACAAAUAAUAAAGGCCCCAAUUCAGGAUUUUAUUCUCAAAAAAUUAGGGAGACGGCAGUAAUUAAAUUCACGAGACCUUUUGAAAUGACAGCCACAGUGCAGAGAGGAACGGUGUAUUGCUGCCAAAAAGCCUUGCCCUUGCAUUAAUUAAAGUUGGAGUAAGCAGUAGGCAUCUAGAGAAACCCUUUGUACUGGUUAGGUAUGAAGGUGGACUGCACGAGCAGUGAUCUCGGUUCCUGCAUUUGGUUAGACUUGGUUGACUCCGCCCCUUUUCCUCCAUUCAAGUCCCGUCUCUUCGUGGGCGUGCUGCUCGCCGCCUCGCUGUCAGAAGACUGGUGUUCAGCCACCUUUGCUCAUCGCACAGCACUUGCCAGCGGCCCCGGAUAAUUACCAGGCGUGGCCAGCGCUGGGUCCCAUACUCGAUGCACUUACUCGUUUUUACGUGAGCUUCUCCCCCCACAGCCGGGAACAAGGCUUUCCACUGCUCACUGAUUGCUGAAGGCAUGCGGAGGCAUCUGUUUUGGUUCCCAUCUCAAACCCUUCUGAAAGGCAGAUUGCGUUUUCAGUGCUGGGUUAGACAUUCCUUCCAUUCAUGUGGUGCCAGCCUUGACCAUGGGCAGAAGUAAACAGCGUGGUGUGUCUGUCAUUCCUCAGGCCACGAACCUGACUUUUAGGGGAGCCCCAUACUUGGAAGCUGUUGACAUAACCAUGAGCCUCCCUCGGCGAUGACUUUUCCGUUUGUGGUGGUUGCCUGGUCGUGCAGCGUGCUUGAAGACAGAGGCCAGAAUGAAUGACGCGCUGAAGAGCAAGCCCAGACAGGCCCAGAGCUCCCAGCCUCCAGCAGUGGAGCGCAGCGGCUUUGCUCUCCUCAGAAAAGCGCUGUAACUGUUGCCGUGACAUCCCCCUCCCACCCCCAGUUCAGGACAUUUGCAGUCAGGAGCUCUGUAGGUAAGGGGGUACAUAUUUUAGUGACUUUGGCAAUAGCGCAGCUUUCAGUAGAUACCACAGCCUUAUUGGAGACUGACUUCUCGGGAAAUUCACCUCACUGCCCUCGUGCUGUGGAUAAAGCAAUGUUCCUUUUUUGUUAAUGGUCUCUGGACUAACUAGUCUGGAUAAUUUUCCAGUAUAUCAGUGCAGCCUAGACUUCUUUAAGUGGAAUGUUCGUUAAUAGCUGGCUUUUUUGUUGUCAGAGUUGGAAACAAAUUAAACUCGUUGCUGUUACUGAAAUCCCAGAUUGUCACAGGCCGUCAGAGUGCGUCUGUGACUGAAUCCGCUCUGAGCUUUGCAUUGUGACUAGUGCCUUCUGGUUCAGUGCUGAUUGCCAGUUUACACCUUCCCUUUUCCUGACCAAAACUGGUUAGUUUCUCUUUUUAAACUUUGUUAUUUAUAGCUUUAGUGAGGG
Molecule: messenger RNA, 8353 nt
Organism: Pipistrellus kuhlii (Kuhl's pipistrelle)
Lineage: Eukaryota; Metazoa; Chordata; Mammalia; Chiroptera; Vespertilionidae
Gene: SLC5A3
Product: solute carrier family 5 member 3
Exons: 2
Coding region: 461-2617 (718 amino acids)
Biological process (GO): inositol metabolic process; transmembrane transport; myo-inositol transport
Cellular component (GO): plasma membrane
Molecular function (GO): D-glucose:sodium symporter activity
Source: RefSeq, a predicted model, not a curated record